Molecule: messenger RNA, 1507 nt
Organism: Megalobrama amblycephala (Wuchang bream)
Lineage: Eukaryota; Metazoa; Chordata; Actinopteri; Cypriniformes; Xenocyprididae
Product: C-type mannose receptor 2-like
Exons: 5
Coding region: 342-1481 (379 amino acids)
Source: RefSeq, a predicted model, not a curated record
GAAACAUACUAUUACUCACUGAUGGUAACAAAGCUGAAAGAAGAACAAUGAUACUUAACAAAUGAUAAGUAAAAACAAAAUGCAAAUGCUGAGGUGUAUUUUUCCUGUGAAGCCACUAUGGAAAUACAAUAUACAUACAGACUCUCUAGCACAUGCAAAUUAACACACUUCCAAAGACAUACAGCAAUAAACAGAGAAAAGAUUUGGACAUAUUUGUUUUUUUUUAAGAGUGAAAUAAACAAAUGAUGUGAUGUCCUGAAUGAGAGCAGAUAUAAUAAUCACUUUGUUUAAAGACGGACAGAAACAUCAGACUCAGGACAGAAACACACGACCUCUAAAAAAUGGAGCAAACUCUAUAUUUCAUUCUUCUUCUCAUUGCUCUCUGCUCCGUAUCUGAAUGUGUUCAGCGUCAGUAUCACUUUAUAAACGUGAGGAAGAACUGGACUGAAGCUCAGAGAUACUGCAGAGAGAAUUACACAGAUCUGGCCACCGCUGACAACAUGAACGACAUGAACGAGCUGAAGAAGACUGUGAAUGUUAGUGUUCAAUAUGUCUGGAUUGGGCUGCAGAAGACGGGUGUUGAUAAAUGGCAGUGGUCUUCAGGUGAUCCUGCGCUCUAUCUGAACUGGGCUCCUGGACAACCUGAUGGCACAGAGUGUGCUAUGAUGAGAGAUGGACAGUGGGAUGAUUAUUCAUGCAGUAUCAGCCUGACUUUCAUCUGCAAUUCAUCUAACAACAGACUCGUCUUUAUCAAUCAGAGGAAGAACUGGAGAGACGCUCAGAGUUACUGCAGACAGAAUCACAUUGAUCUGGUCAGUGUGAGGAACCAGAAUGAGAAUCAACAGCUUCAGCAGUUCAUCAAUGAUAGUCACGUAUCUGGAUCAUGGAUCUGGAUCGGUCUGUUCAGUGUCAGAGACUCAUGGCAGUGGUCAGAUCAGAGUAACUCCUCAUUCAGAUACUGGAAGACUAAUGAACCUAAUAAUAAUUGGGGUAAUGAAAACUGUUUAGCAAUCGAACAGAACGCUCAGGGACAAUGGCAUGAUUACCCUUGCAACUACCAGUUUCCUUUUGUGUGUCAUGAAGGUGAUCUCUCUCUAUGGUUUGUUUUGUGUCGAGAUAAACUGAUCCUGAUCAAAGAGAAUCUGACGUGGCCUGAAGCUCUGAGAUACUGCAGACAGAAUCGUGUGGAUCUGGUCUCGGUUCAUUCAGAAGAGAUUCAGCGUCGUGUGAUGAAUGUGGUUAAACAGGCAUCUACUGAGGCGGUGUGGUUGGGUUUACACAAUUACUGCAGUAUGAACAUGUGGCUCUGGUUGAGCGGAGAGAUCGUGUGCUAUCAGAACUGGGCUCCAGGGAACGGAGUAGAACCGGAAGACUGUCGCCUCGAGAAGAGAAAAGGAGCAGUUCAGUCUGGAGGAGAUCAGCGCUGGAUCAGCCUUCCUGAAACUCGCAAACUCAACUUCAUCUGCAGAAAUGAUGAGUGAAUGUUUGUGUGUUUACUUACAUUCAC